Molecule: messenger RNA, 3551 nt
Organism: Schistosoma haematobium
Lineage: Eukaryota; Metazoa; Platyhelminthes; Trematoda; Strigeidida; Schistosomatidae
Product: Uracil phosphoribosyltransferase, synthesizes UMP from uracil
Exons: 11
Coding region: 149-2968 (939 amino acids)
Biological process (GO): peptide hormone processing
Cellular component (GO): trans-Golgi network; Golgi membrane
Molecular function (GO): serine-type endopeptidase activity
Source: RefSeq, a predicted model, not a curated record
GUUUAACGUUCUGUAGAUUCAGCUCCAAUCAAUGAGAAGGUCACAUCGUCUCUUGUUUUAUUCGCUCCUAGUAUACUAGAAAUUCUAUUAGUGAAGAAAUGAACUAAAGCUAUGCUUGUGAUUAAUAUUAUGAUUCACGAAAUUUACAAUGGAAUAUAUAUUCCUAUCUUACCCACCGAACCUUACUCGUUCUCUUCAAAUUUAUAAAAUAUGCUCACUUGUUUGUAUAAUUUUCAUCACUGUCAGACUUUGUUGUUGCGCUACAAACAAUCAAACUAUACCAAAACAAAGUGUUCCAAUCACACCUGAGCUAUCUGACUUAUCUCAUAACAAAAGAAAAGCACUGUAUACUCCAUAUUGGGCUGUAGAAAUCAAAGGAGGUGAAAAGGCUGCGCGUGCUAUAGCCGAAAAAUACGGAUUUCUAUAUCUUGGAGAGAUUUUACCUGGAAUUUAUCAUUUCAAGCAUAAUCGUAUUUCCAAAAGAUCUUUGAGACAAAACAAUUAUUAUCAUGAUCAAUUAGCUAAUGAUGAACAGGUAGUAUGGUUAGAACAACAAGUUGCAAAGGUUCGAGUUAAACGAGAUGUGCACAUUCCAGUUAAAGAUCCGAAAUGGCCUCAGAUGUGGUAUUUAAAUCGUGGAGGUCCUGGUGGUCUUGAUAUGAAUGUUCAAUCAGUUUGGGCACGUGGUUAUGCAGGUCAAAGUGUCGUGGUUACUAUUCUAGACGAUGGUUUAGAAACAGAUCAUCCAGAUUUGAAAGAUAAUUACGAUCCAUUUGCAUCAUAUGAUGUGAACAGUAAUGAUGAUAAUCCAGAACCUCGUUAUUUAACAAGAGAUAAAAGUAAUACCAACCGUCAUGGUACUCGUUGCGCUGGCGAAGUGGCUGCUGCCGCAAAUAAUAGUGUAUGUGGAUUAGGUAUAGCUUAUAAAGCUCGUAUAGGUGGCGUACGUAUGUUAGAUGGUGAUGUGACUGACGCAAUGGAGUCACGUUCACUAAGUCAUCAGCUACAACAUAUUGAUGUAUAUUCUGCAUCAUGGGGUCCGGAAGAUGACGGUAAAACAGUUGAUGGUCCAGGCAAACUUGCUCAAAUGGCAUUUCGUAAUGGAAUACAAAUGGGUCGACGUGGUUUGGGAUCAAUUUUUGUAUGGGCCAGUGGGAAUGGUGGUACAAGUCAUGAUAACUGCAAUUGUGAUGGGUAUACAAAUAGCAUUUAUACACUAGGUGUUGGAUCAGUUUCAGAGCAUGGAUCUGUUCCAUGGUAUGCAGAAUUAUGCUCUUCAACGUUAGCUGUUACCUAUAGCAGUGGAGGACGUGGUGAACGUGGUGUUAUUACAACAGAUUUAAAUCACACUUGUACUGAUAAUCAUUCUGGUACAUCGGCUAGUGCACCAUUAGCUGCUGGUAUAUGCGCUCUCACCUUGUCAGCCAAUCCUAAUUUAACUUGGAGAGAUUUACAAUAUUUAGUUGUUUAUACAGCACGUCCAGAUGGUUUAUAUGCAGAUGAUUGGCAUGUGAAUGGUGUUGGUCGACGUGUAUCACAUGCAUUCGGUUAUGGUUUAAUGGAUGCCGCCGCUAUGGUUGAUUUAGCUUUGAAUUGGACUAAUGUGCCACCACAACGUGUAUGCGAAGCUCAAGCUCCAAUGACCGGUGAUCCAAUUACUAUUAGACAAAUGUCUAAAGAAAAUUUAGCUUUAACUACUGAUGGUUGUGAAUCAGCCGCAGCUCUUGCAGGUGAUCUAUCACAUCGUGUUGUACAUUUGGAACAUGUACAAGCUAAAGUAACUCUAAGUAGUGUACAACGAGGUGAAAUUGAAUUGUGGUUAACGUCUCCAGCUGGAACUAUUUCACAACUUUUAAGCAAAAGGCCAAAAGAUAUUGAUGUCGCUGGAUUUCAUGCAUGGCCAUUUAUGUCUGUACACUAUUGGGGUGAAUUAGCCAAUGGUACUUGGAAAUUAACAGUUAAAUCGGGAAAUGCUGUCGUUUUGAUUCAUGAUUGGAGCUUAAUUUUAUAUGGAACAAAUACUCCACCACCAUCUGUACCAAGUUCUUCGCAUAGACGAGGUGUCAGACAACUUCCCAGGAAUCAAGAGUCGAAUCCUUCUGCAAAAUCUCAAAAAACAUGGAUUGAUCCACAGAAAGACAAAUUUCAUUCAUCUAAAACUUCACAACAGCCUCAACAAAAAUCCAUUGAAACAUCAAAGCACUAUUCCUUAGAUUCUGUUUUAAAUCCUAUUAAUCAAGAAAAUGGUGAUCAUAGUUCUAUUGGUUCAUCGGAAAAUCAAAACUCUUAUCCUUAUCCACCAUUUUACUAUUUAAACAAUCAAAACUCUUAUCGAUAUUGGCCUACUUGGAAUAGUGAAUACCAGAGUUUGUCACCUGUUCAAGCCCCACCUCCACCUCCACCGCCACCUAUACCAACGAUCUCUGUUCUGUCAUUACCACCGCCUUCAGCACCACUAUCUUCCUCCUCUUCAUCAUCCUCCUCUUCUGCCGCUUCACAUUCUUUAUCCUCUUCAUCAUCAUCAUCAUCAUCAUCAUCAUCAUCAUCAUCAUCAUCAUCAUCAUCAUCUCAUGAAUUCUACCCUAAUUAUUUUCCACAAUCUUCUAUUCCAUUCUCUUCUACCGGUCAUUCUUCAUCAAAUCAUGGUUUAGACGAAUCAAAUCCUUCAAUUGAAUUUGAUCUACCAUCAUUAGUUGUACAGUCGAAUGAUUUCACACAUAUUGAAACAUCUAAUACACUCGAUCGAAAUGGUUAUUCCGAACACGAACUUAGUUUAUCUCAAAAUCAUGGACAAUUAUUAGUUAAUCAUGAUGAGUCAAUACAACGUAGCAAUCAUAAAAUUGAGAAUAAUGACAAUUAUAUUAAUAUUAAUAAUAAAAACACAUUGAAUAAUUCUGUUUAUUCUAUUAAUGUAAAUUUCCUUUAUUUAUUAUCCUCUCUCGUUUUAUUUAUUUUAUUUGUCUACUAAAUAGAAAUUACUGUUAUAUAUAUAUAUAUAUAUAUAUAUAUAUAUAUAUAUAUAUGCAGCAUUUCUCUUUAAAAACGGAAAUAAUGAUUCAAUUUUCAUCUGUUUUGCCAAGUCGUUUCAUUGUUGUCGCUGUUGUUGUUGUUGCCAUCGUCGUUUUUCUCCUUAUUCAUCUAUCUUCAGUUUAUAGAUUGUUCUGUAUUUGAAAGUGCCAAUUGUGAACAUUCAAUUUUAAACUAUUAAUAUUAAAUAUUGUUUUAGGGAUUUUAUUUUAUUUUUAUUUUUGAAAUAUGAAGCUAUUAAAAAUUGAAUUCAUUCUGUCAGUAAAAUCAUUUUUUUUCUUUCUUUAAUUAAUCUUAAUUAGGAACUGUUUAAUGAAAAAUUUAUCUUCUUCUUAAAACAUACUUGUUAGAUUUUGCUUCAAAUUUGUAAUGAUGAUUAUGAAGAUGAUGAACAAAUGUGUUUAUAUGUGUUCUAGCAUGUAAUGAGUAGUACAAUUUGAUUUUCUACUAGCGAAUACAUUUUAACUUUGAAAAGUGUGAAAUGAUUUUGUUUCUUUGUUUGCAUUCCCUUUAGUGUUAUAUAU